This is a messenger RNA of Paramuricea clavata, 7941 nucleotides long. The record is from the annotation of a GenBank genome assembly. NCBI's taxonomy places the organism in Eukaryota, Metazoa, Cnidaria, Anthozoa, Malacalcyonacea, Plexauridae.
AUGUCGCGUACUUGCAAUGAGAGACCGGUAGGCGAGAACGGUAGGAACAACAAGAACAGGGAGAACGGUAGGGACGGCAAGAACAGGAAGAACGCUAGGGACGGCAAGAAUAACGCUAGGAACAGCAACGACAGCAAGAACGCUAGGAACAACAAGAACGCUAGAAACAGCAAGAACAGGAACAACGCUAGGAACGACAAGAACUCUAGGAACAGCAAGAACAGCAAGAACAGCAAGAACAGCAAGAACGCUAGGAACGACAAGAAUGCUAGGAACAGCAAGAACAGGAAGAACGCUAGAAACGACAAGAACGCUAGGAACGACAAGAACGCUAGGAACGACAAGAACAGGAAGAACGCUAGGAACGACAAGAACGCUAGGAACAGCAAGGACAGGAAGAACGCUAGGAACGACAAGAACGCUAGGAACAGCAAGAACAGGAAGAACGCUAGGAACGACAAGAAUGCUAGGAACAGCAAGAACAGCAAGAACGCUAGGAACGACAAGAACGCUAGGAACGACAAGAACGCUAGGAACGACAAGAAUGCCUGGAACGACAAGAACGCUAGGAACGACAAGAACGCUAGGGACUGCAACAACGGUUACAACGCUAGGAACAGCAAGAACGCUAGGAACCAGCAGCCCUCGCAGGCCCUAGCGCUCAUGCUAGCAAAACGCCUAAUGUAAACAAAGCAAGCCUGAAACGUAUUGCAUAACAUAACAUGUAGAACGAAUAAUUAUGACGUGGGGACUCUUACAUGAAACUUCAGCCUAAAUUUACAUACAACCAAUUACAAGAUCUGGUGAGUCACUUCGAUUGAUUGAUCUUGAUUGGUAUUGAUUGAUACUGAUCGAUACUGAUUGAUAUUGAUUGAUAUUGAUUGAUGAUGAAUUUAUAAUAAGUUCAAAGUUUUGAAGGUUAUCCCCUCUUGUUUUUCUCGAAUACUGACUUUCUAGAUGGAAAUUCCAUUCCGAGUUUGUUUCCUACUUUAUAGUAGUGUGCGACUUCAAUGCCGCGGUGUGAAUUUCAGCUCAAGAAUGAGAGCAAAGCAAUUUGAUAAACUGUAAUUUCGACUUUAAAAACACCUCCUGCCGGGUCGCAAUAAGCUUUCACGAUGCUUGUGAAAGACGUGAUAAUGCAGUUUAAGCCAGUGUUCCACUUCAAUCGUAUAUCGUACCGGCACGUAGCGUUUUACAGCGUAAGUUACAACAUAUUACAACGAAAAUUUUGCAGAAUAACACCAAACCAAUAAGCUAGAGAGAUGAUCCUUCCUGGACCUCUAACCUGGCUUCCAUAUGGUUGGAACUGUCUUGACACUGUCGUGCACUGUCGCAAGUUAAUUUCUUACCCAGUGAUCGUACAAGUAGCUGGCGACAGUUUUAAAACGAGGACCUUUGUCCCCCACUGCUCUGAUUGUCUCCAAACUAUUGCCACGCUGUCGUUUUCCUGUUCCAUUAAAAAAUAAUCGUCACGACGCGUUUUUAGCCUGUCGCAAUGGAAACCAAUCUAAGAAGAACAGUGAAGUUUUAAUGAGUUUUGCAUAUCAUUUGGAUUUUGUAGAAGACAGUUUCAAUUUUGAACUUUCCAUAAAUGUAAGAUUUGUUUAAAUUCCGUGAGGUUGUGGCAUCUAUACCUGCUCGCUACGUCAUGUUACCGGUAACUUUGGUGUGUUAAGCAAUAAAUAUAAAUUGGUAAAUAUAAAACAAAUGAGGACGGCCAGAAACUAAUAAAAUUCUUCAAUUAUAAUUUAUCACGUAUAUUAGGAAUAUGAUUACAGUUAUCCGCCCUGCAAUAGCAAAGGAAUAUUGAUUCAUAUUCUAAUAUUAAUCUCUUUUAAGUAUUAAUUAAUACCACGCAGGCAAUUUUAUUAAGAGUAUUUUGCAUGUGAUAUAAGAUUGCAAACGAACGGAGAAAGCAUUCGUAUUCGCAUAGAACUUUCUUUAAAACUUAAAUGACGAAAUUAAUUAUUAUAUUAUAGCAGCCGUGAAUUGUCCCAAAAUUGAAUUGAUACAAUAAUUUUAAUAUGUUACUACCGGCCUGGGGUUUAUAAAAAAUUAAUGGUUGAUCGAACCGCAAAACGCAGGGGUAAUCCCUCAUCACAAAUUGCUGUCGACAUGCUUCAAUGCGAACUCAGUAUGUUUAUAUGUUAGGGUUUAAAUGAUAUCACGUCAUAACACUGUGGAAAAACUAAAAAGUUGACUUUGAAUAUCGUUGUUUUCAUGGGAAAUUAUAAAAUUAUAUUAAAAAUUCUUGUGACGGUCUUUUCAUUGGCUGUAUUUUCAAAAGGUAGGGAAGUACACUUAGAAUUAAAAUUUCAACACGCAAACAUAUUUUUAUUAUUUUCAAUAAUAGAUACGGUAUCUUAGUAAUAAUAAGGUUGCAUAGUUUUGGUGUCUGAACUUCUUGAAAAAACUAGAUGAAAAACGCUUAUUUUACGAGCAAGGCAAUCCGUUAAGGCUGAUUUGUACUAUCAAAGUUAAAUUCUUAAUUUUGAAGGAUUUGUAAGAAAUGUUUGAGGUCUUUGCGCCCUUUGAGGUAUUGACUCAGUGUGUGUUGACAAGUCUGGAACAAGUUGUUAUCAUCUAGCAACACGGUUGACAAGGCCAACAGACUCGCAACAAGUUGUUCCAAUAUUUCUGGUAUCGUGCCUCCACGUAACACGUUGUUAACAAAUCGAUGACAACGUAGCAACUUGUGACUAACAGCCUGUAUGUCUUGUUGGAAGAACUUUUGUAGCAAGUCUGUUGCCGUCAUCCAACUUGUAACAAGUCAAUAACAACUUGUUCCAGCCUUGUUGCAGCAACUGGGAUUGUGCAAUGCGAAUACAUCCUUAACAACAACCUUGUUAUAACUGGUGGGCAGGUCUGUAGCAACUUGCACCGUUUUUACGUGCGUAUAAAGACAUCCCAACUUUUAAUGUUUUGAUUUAGUUUGUGUUGACGCAGGUAGAGGGCACAAAGCUCGCUUGAUUCGUGACUUGUUGCAAGAUUACGAUCCUGAUGCAAGGCCAGUGAAAAAUGCUUCAGAUCCACUAACUGUGAGAUUGUCUAUGACUUACAACCAGCUACAGGAUUUGGUAAUUAAAUAUGGAUUUUAAUCUGCGAACGAAAAAUUAAGUUACUGCCUCUAUAUAGUCUGUCAAGAUAUGAUAGUUUGGAAACCCGACAAAUUUCAAAGCUACAAGAUAGAAGGCCUUUGCUUGAUGUUGAACUGUACCUCAUGCGUCAGGCGUGCACAAAUCCUUUGUCUCAAUUUCAUUAAACAUUAUUCAUCGUGGUUGCAAGAUCUCAACUCAUUGGACCAUUACCUCAUUGUACAAACUAACAUGAACUCAGACAAAAACAUAACAGAAUGAUUUCAGUUCAGUUUCUAGACUAUUAUAUCUUGAUAGACUAUGCUGCGCCUUUUGCGUUCGGAAUUUUUAAACCUUGGGCUGGGAAGGUAGCGCUGGGAAAACUAGGGCUGAAUACUAUCAUGGGAACAGUUAAUGUUUCCUGCUCAUCUUUCCAAAAGUACACUCUCCCUGCCUAGGCAAACUUGUUGUGAAAGUAGCGGAAUCUUUAGGUUUUAAGUUCUUUUCAAAGAACUAUUAAUCAGGCAAGCACUUAAAAUUGGCUCGUCCUGUUGCCUACUGUAUAUGUAAUUCUUCUUUCUUUGUUUUUGUAUUUUUAAUGUUUAUCUGUACAGUAUACUCUCUCCAAAUCACGCCCCUCAUGGAAAUCAGCUAGCUCCGAGUUAUUGAGGCCAGCGCGUGCUUAAAUAAAUUUUUGUAUGUAUGUAUGUCUGUAUGUAUAAAUACUACAGCCAUGCGUGUUUCUCGAAGGUGCGUCAACCACGAAACAUUGUUCCCGAAACAAUAUUUGUUUAUCUCGGUUUUAAUAGUGUUCAAAACAUUCCUUGGUUUAGGACGAGCCGACUCAAGUAGCAAGAUCGCUCGUAUGGAUCAAUACGGUAAGAUAAUUUUUCGUUUUAUUUUUCUUUGUUUAAACUUAAUAUUUUAAAAUUUGAGUAAUAUGUUUCGUGCAAGAUUCUAUUACUGCAAGGCUCAUCUUAUAGAGAGCUUAUGUGUAAAACAAUUCCGUGUAGUAAUUGGAUCAUAAUGGCUAUGUUCCCUGCUAAUGAGUACCUUAAUUAAAGCCAAGUAAAAGUUAAUGAUUUCACGGGAAGCAAGACAGUGUUAUAUCAGACACAAACUUCUUUCUUUGCAUGUAGUAUUGGCAAGAUGUGUAUUUAAAAUGGAACGCCAGCGACUAUGGAGGAAUCACAAAAAUCCAUCUCAGCCCAACUCGGAUUUGGAAGCCUGAUUUGACACUUUAUAACAAGUAAGUCAAACCGUUAAGUUUGGUCAGUCAAGAAGGCAAUAUUUGCCAGAAAACAAUCCCACUGUCUUACAAAUACAAUAUUUCUCCGAAUUUUUGGGGGAAACAUUUUUGCUUCUCGGACAGGAAAGAUCUGUUCGGCAAUGAUGUCCAAGAGGGUCAGAUAUAAAAUAGGAUCAGGUCAAUAUUUUCAGACGAUUCCACAUGCAACAAUGCGUGUUUCCUAUUUUAGAAUGGUCGGCCAGUGUCGGCAGUGACGACAACAGCCGAGAACUGCGAACAAUUUUUCGUUUCCCAUGAGAGUUUGAGUUAGCGACUGUAGUUGUAUCUCUGCCGGUUACAGCGCAGUUGUCUCUUUCCUAGUUUCUUCUUGAGCCUAUCGAUUUCCUUCAAUUCUUUUCUAGUGCUAACAAAGAUGGCGCAGCCAUCUACGACCUCUCCUAUCAAGUCAGGGUUAGCUCCGACGGAAGUGCCGCACUGGAUUGCCCUCUCAUCUUGGAAUCAGUAUGCCCAGUCAACAUCGAAUAUUUUCCUUUCGAUACUCAGAAAUGCAUACUCAAGAUCGGUUCUUGGGUUUAUGAUGGCUUGGACCUCGAUCUACAGCUACUAGAGUCUACAAAUGGAAUAAACUUAGCCAAUUUGGAAGCAAAUUCUGUUUGGGAACUAAAAUCAGCGCAUGUCGAAAGACAUUCGGUCAAAUACGAAUGCUGCCCUGCGCCGUAUAUUGAUCUAACCUACACACUGGAAUUUCGACGGAAGCCACUAUACUAUAUAAUGACGAUUGUCUUUCCUUCUGUUCUUCUGUCAUUACUUUCAUGUAUUUCGUUUCUAUUCCCCGCCGACUCGGGAGAACGUCUUUCUCUUGUAAUCUCAGUUCUACUCGGCCUUGUCGUGUUUAUGCUAAUCGUUAACGAACGUACGCCGGUCACCUCCGACGCCACUCCGAUGCUGACGCAAUUCUUUAACUCGAUUGGUGCGAGCACAGUCCUUGCUUUGAUGGCAACUGCCUUUAUACUCCGCUUAAACCACGCAUCCACAUCGGAACCAGUUCCAAAUUUUCUUGCGUGUAUCAGAGACUGUAUCGCUGGCCCACUUUGCAUGAGACGCGAAUCACCAAGGCAACGAGUUGAUGUGAAUUUUGAGGAUAUACUGCUGACCGAGUCACAGGUAUGCAUACACGUAUGUAGAAACGAAAACCUGUUCCCGGUUGAUAUCGACAGGCUUGAACAAGGUUGUGCUGCACCCUAAAGUUCUCGCGCAAUUUUCUUCUACUAGUCCAGCGGAAAAGUAAAAAAUCAUGCACUUUGUGAAGAAAGCACCCAAUUCACAGGAAGUGUAGACUUUAACAUGAUAAUGAAUCUUAGAUAUGAUGGCAUCACCAAAAUUGAUGCUGACGGCUUAAAAUUUAGGAUUUCUUAUAUUCUCUUAUUAAACUCUAUUACUGUUUAAAAUUGUGAAAUUGCAGGUUCACAUAUAGCAAAAAUGACUUGCAUGAUUAGAAAGCUUACAAAAAACUACAUAUAAGACUUUUAAACGGCUGAUUGAUUUUCCAAGCGGUUUUCUAGUUAUUGCUAUUUAAAAACGUGAAAUAGGCAAAAAUCUCGCCAACGUCCUGGACACUAGCCCUAAAGCAUAUUUUCAACCGCUUAUAACUCCAGAGGAGUUGGAAAAUCAAAGUAACUGCUUAAAUGUGUUAUAUACAGUUUUUUUGUAAGCUUUCUAAUGACGCAUGUCAUUUUUGCUAUAUGUGAACCUGCAAUUUCACAAUUUUUAAUUGUAUAAGAGAUUAAUAAGAGAAUAUAAGAAAUCCUAAAUUUUAAGCCGUCAGCAUCAAUUUUGGUGAUGCCUCCAUAUCUAAGAUUCAUUAUCAUGUUAAAGUCUACACUUCCUGCGAAUUUGGUGCUUUCUUCACAAAGUGCAUGAUUUUCUCAAAUAUAUGUACAUAUCCGCUGGACUAUACUCAGUGUCGUAUAUAAACGUGUAGAUGAGUAAGGAAUCGCAUCCACUCGUUCACAUACAUCAGAAAAAGAAAAUCGCAAGCAAACAAAGAAAAGUGACAACUUAUUUUGAGGCCUUCAGGUUUAAGUCUGUCGAUAUCAACUGGAAACAGGCUGUGCGUUUUGACGCGUGUACAUAUAUACACAUCUUGACAAAACAAACAAACAAGCAAGCAAGUAAAGAAGCAAGCAAGCAAGCAAGCAGGCAAACAAACAAACAAACAAACAAACAAACAAACAAACAAACAAACAAACAAACAAACAAACAAACAAACAAACAAACAAACAAACAACAAACAAACAAACAAACAAACAAACAAACAAACAAACAAACAAACAAACAAACAAACAAACAAACAAACAACACAAACAAACAAACAAACAAACAAACAAACAAACAAACAAACAAACAAACAAACAAACAAACAAACAAACAAACAAACAAACAAACAAACAAACAAACAAGCAAGCAAACAAACAAGCAAGCAAUCAAGAAGCAAGGAAGCAAGCAAGCAAACAAGCAAGCAAGAAAGCAAGCAAGCAGGCAAAAGCAAGCAAGUAAGCAAACAAACAAACAAACACAAACUAAAUGUGCAAAUAUGAUUUCCCGUUGAAGGCACGGCAUUAAGGUUACAGGACACCCUUUUUGGCGUUUUGCGGAAAAUCACUACUGCGCGCUCAAUAUCAGUCCGAUUUUCAUCAAAUUUUCACCAAAUGUUCUCCAGUGCAUGCAAAAUAUGGUAAAGUUGUAAAAUUAACAAACAAUAAAAUAAUGUAAGACUUAUUCAGGAAAAUCUUAAAUCGCGGUGCCGUUACGCUUUUGAGUUGUGCUCCUGCUGGUUUUAAGUUAUAUUUAUGAAAAUAUCAUUUUUAUACAGUAAAAUAGUUGUUCUAAAAAAACGUGUUCGGAAAUUUUUGUUUAUUUCGUCAUUCCGCUGAUAUGGCGAUUUCUUUGACGACUGCAAUAUAUUUCUGAAUUGUUUGAGUGAAUUGCUCUUUGUUUUUAAAAUAUACAAAAUUAAAAAAAAGCCGAACACAAUUUUGAAACUGACGUCUUGAGCUAUGUCGUGUGAAAAUGUGAGAAAAAUUGGUUAAAACCCGCAGGGGCACAACUCGUUUGAAAAUCAGUAAUUACCGUAAACAUUUUCGGGAGAAAAUUGAAUUUGAAUAUUACGUUUUCAAUGCUUUUCUUAUUGCAGCGAAAUGUAUUUUAUUAAAUAACUUCGCGAAUUUUCAACAUUUUUCGUUCAAACUUGGUCAGAUAGUAGAACUAGUCUAAUGCUUUCAUGGAAACCAAUAAAAAAAUUUUAGACAAAAUUAACACUCAAAGGUGUUCUGUAACCUUAAUUUAAUCUUUCUUCACAAGGUUACAAGCAAUGGCUAUCAUCGACAUUGGCCUUUAAACAUACGAGAUCUCGUUGGACUGACCUCUUUACGAAAACAACUGGCUGAGGAAAAGAUCUUGACAGAAAUGCAAAAAAUCACAGCACAUUUGGAAGAGGAGAAUGCAGCGAGCAAAAUCAAAGCGGACUGGCACUACACGAUGACAGUGUUUGAUAGAUUCUUCUUCGUGAUUUUCUUUUUCAUUUUCAUAGGGUUCGUUGCUUAUGUCUUUUCGUUUUAG